AUGUGUGGUGUGAGGAGCAAUGCCAAGGACAGGAAAUGGCUCCAGAUUUUGGUGGAGGCAGUGUCCUACACCCUGAGGAUUGAGGGGAAGCCUUACACCAUCCACCUGCAGCAGCAUGCCUUUCUAUCUGAUGAUUUCCAGACUUACGUGGCCAGUGAGCAGGGAUCUUUGCACGCUGAUUCUGCCCACUCUGAGGGAGGCUGCCACUACCGGGGCUACAUCGAUGGCUUCCCCAGCUCAGCAGUGACCCUCAACACCUGCUCAGGGCUCAGGGGUUUGCUGCAGUUUGAGAACGUGAGCUACAGCAUCCAGCCCCUGGGCUACUCCCCUGCCUUCCAGCACGUGCUGUACCGAGUGGGUGAGGAGCAGAUGGCAGCAGCCCCCCCUGCCCAGAGCCCCCCUGAGGCAGGGCAGGGUGGGCUGGCAGCCUGGGACAGGCUGGACAAGGCCCCUGAGGAUGAUGAUGAUGAUGAGCCCCUCUCGGCCGCUGCACAAGCUCCCAAAUUCCUCACAGUGUACGUGGUUUUGGACAAGGCUUUGUACAACUAUAUGGGAUCAGACCCGAAUGCUGCGACACAGAACGUAAUCCAGGCCUUCAGCUUAAUCAACCAUAUGUUUAAUCCUCUUAAUAUCACUAUUGUACUGUCCUCCCUGGAGCUGUGGGCAGAGGGGGAUAAAAUAUCAACAUCAGGGGACACAGAUGACAUUCUACAGCGAUUUUUACAGUGGAAACAGUUGUCCCUGGAGCCACAGGCACACAACAUUGCUUCUCUCUUGGGGUACAGGCACCAAGGAUCCCUCGUGGGGGCAGCAGCUCCAGGAAAGGCAUGUCAGAGAGGUGCUGCUGCCACCGUGGCCCUGGUAUGGUCCCCCCCUGUCCUGUGCCUGUCCCUCAGCAGCCCCCAGGGCUGUGAGCAGCACGAGCAGGGGUGGAUGGAACACAUGGGAGGAUCUGUGUCUCUGCAAGGAGUGCUCAGCUCUGGCAGCUCCCUUUUCUCCUCCCUCCAGUACCAUGGGAACGUGACCCUGGAGUCCUUCUCCGUGCUGCUGGCACAGGUGCUGGGCCACAGCCUGGGCAUGAGCCCCGACGACCCCCGAGGCUGCAGCUGCCCUGGACGGGUGUGCACCAUGAGCCCUGAGGCGCUAUAUUUCAGCGGGUCAAAAGCCUUCAGCAACUGCAGCAUCAGGGACUUUGAGUCGUUCCUGAAGCAGGGCAGAGGGGAUUGCCUUUUCAGCAGCCCCCGGCUGAGCCGCCAGUCCCGGCAGAGCGGCGCCGUGUGCGGCAACGGCGUGGUGGAGCCGGGCGAGCAGUGCGACUGUGGCACGGCACAGGUGGGCACAGCCACGGUGGGCACAGCCACGCCACAGGAAUGCCUGAAGGACAGGUGUUGCACUCCAAACUGUAGACUGAAGCCGAGAGCAAAAUGUGCCUCUGGAUUAUGUUGUAGAAACUGUCAGUUCAAGUGGAGGAACACGCUGUGCCGCCCGGCCGCCGAUGCCCAGUGCGACCUGCCCGAGUUCUGCAGCGGCUCCUCGGCCUCCUGCCCGCCCGACGUGUACGUGCAGGACGGGCAGGAGUGCUGGCGUGGCACCGGCUACUGCUACCGGGGACGCUGCCAGUCGCCAGACCUGCAGUGCAGGAGGAUCUACGGGACAGACUCCAAGAACGCUCCUGUGAUGUGCUACGAGGAGAUUAACGGGCAGCGGGACAGGUUCGGGCACUGCGGGUUCGAGCGAAACCACAAGUACCGGCGCUGUGUGUGGAGGGAUCUCAGGUGUGGGAAGUUAGUCUGCACAUACCCAUCCCACAAGCCCUUCUUAGCACCUGCCACUGCCGUGAUGUACGCCCGGGUGAAGCAUCAUAUCUGUGUGACUCUGAACUACCUGAACGUGUCCACAUGGCUGGAUCCCCUUCUGGUCACUCCAGGGACAAAGUGUGGCUCUGGAAGGGUGUGUAUGAACGGCACGUGCCACCCAGUGUCGGUGCUGGGACCGAUCUGUGACAGCAACACAAAGUGCCACGGCCACGGGGUGUGCAACAACAAGGGCAACUGCCACUGCAACAUGGGCUGGCAGCCCCCCGACUGCCAGUGGAGGGGGUCCCGCCGGGGGGGCAGCAUGGACAGCGGGCUGCAGUUCACAGAGGGAGGCCUGCAUCGAUCACUGGAUGACGGUGACAUGGCCUGGCUGGUGCUGGGCUCCUGCCUCAUCCUGCUGUUGCUGACGGGGGCCCUGGGGCUCGGCCUGUGGCGGCAGCAGAUGCCCGACCAGCGCCACAGGGAGUGGGCACCGGGCACCCAGGGCACCAGCCGGGACACGGGCAGCGAGCUGCAGCCAGACCUGGAGCGAAAUCUGGAGCCAGAGCAGGAGCUAAAACGGGAACCAGGCCUGGAGCUAAAACAGGAGCAAGGCCUGGAGCUAAAACGGGAACCAGGCCUGGAGCUAAAACGGGAACCAGGCUUGGAGCUACAUCAGGAGCCAGACCUGGAGGUAAAACCGGACCCACACCUGGAGCUAAAAUGGAAGCCAGGCCUGAAGCUAAAUCAGGAGCCAGGCCUGAAGCUACAUCUGGAGCCAGACCUGGAGCUAAAAUGGGAGCCAGACCUGGAGCUACAGGACCCAGAGCUGGCCCCGGAGCUGCAGACAGACACAGAGCUAGAGCCAGAGCUGGAGAUGAAGACAAACACGGACCCACCAGCAGAGCCAGGGCUGGGGCAGCACCACGGGCACUAAUUAAAGGUGUUGGGCAAAGCUGGUGUCAUGGCCAGUGCCCUGUGGUUUUCUGCUUAUGUAGUUUGUUUUUUAUCAGAGUUAACCCUGCUCUCGGGGCCUGGAGGCCACAGCUGCUGAGAUUGUCCCCUUUUCUCUGUGGGCACACGAUGGUGGUUGGGAUUUGCCCGUCUGUGAGGGCUGUGAAGCUGCCUGAUGCUGGGGGCUGUUCAGCAGCGCUGGCUCGGGCCCUGGGGCUGCCUCUGAAGUGGAGCUCUCCUGUGUGAAUGUGAAUGUGUGUGGCUCAUGGUCCCCCCUCCUCAGAGCUGGGGACCAGAGAACGCCUCGUGUGUUGGCCCUGGUGCUGACUGUGAGUGAAGGCAACACCUCUGUUUUAUAUGUGAAAUAUAUGUUACCCGCAGUGCCCUCAGACCUCACCCCAUGGGGAUGUCAGUCCUGCUGUUUGUAUCCCUGGGUUUGUACCCCUGCACCCCACAGGGAUGUCAGUCCUGUUGUACCCUGGCCCUUCCCUUCCCCUGCACUCCCAGUGCCCCCAGCCCCAGCCCCUGCCUGCACAGGCAGCACUCUCAGGGCUGAUUUUCCCCCAGAAAGCUGCUGUUUGGGCAGGCCCUGCUCAGAGCAUCCUGCUGGGACCCCACUGGCAGCCCCAGUGGCCCCAGCAGCAUGGGGAAAGCAGCAGCAUCCACUGUGCGUGUGCAUCUGUGGCCAGGGGCCAGCAUCCACCACCCCCAGGCUGGGAGGGGAUCCCCGGGCACAGGAGCAGUGUCCCUGAGCUGCUGCCCCAAGCCACCUCCUGUCAGAACCCAGGAAAUUCCUCUGGCUGCCCUGGAGGACUUGAGACCCUGCCCGGGGGGCUCAGAGACCCUGGCACAGAGCCCAAGACCCCUGUGCCUUUGAUCUUGACCCAUGGAAAAAACAAUUAUCAACAUUUAUAUGAAGAAUUACAAGUCAAGAGAGUUUAGGUACAAUAAUAGUUUGUAACAGGGUGAAAAACAGAUUUUUGGGGUUUUUAGAAUGGGGGUUCAGGGGGUAAGAUGGAGGAAUCUGGGUGUGUCCAGCCUUUCUCCUUCUUCUUCUUCUUGGCCUUCAUCUUCUGCUGUGAUGUUGGCACUUUUGGAUUGGUUUAGAGUAGAAACUCACUGUCUAACAUAGGUGAUAGGUAUUGGGAAGUUAUUGUAAAUAAAGUACAGGUAGUUUUUAGUAUAAAAAGAUACCACCUCAACGUGGUCUGUGUGCCACAACCUGACUUGCCAGACAGAUCUCAGCAGGUAAGAGAAAAAAUGUUAUGCAUAAGAAAUAAUAAAUAAACACGAGAAUGAGAACAGA
Molecule: messenger RNA, 4056 nt
Organism: Melospiza melodia melodia
Lineage: Eukaryota; Metazoa; Chordata; Aves; Passeriformes; Passerellidae
Product: disintegrin and metalloproteinase domain-containing protein 32-like
Exons: 18
Coding region: 1-2733 (910 amino acids)
Biological process (GO): cell adhesion; binding of sperm to zona pellucida; proteolysis
Cellular component (GO): plasma membrane
Molecular function (GO): metalloendopeptidase activity
Source: RefSeq, a predicted model, not a curated record